Molecule: messenger RNA, 3242 nt
Organism: Scatophagus argus
Lineage: Eukaryota; Metazoa; Chordata; Actinopteri; Scatophagidae
Gene: ism1
Product: isthmin 1
Exons: 6
Coding region: 964-2337 (457 amino acids)
Biological process (GO): negative regulation of angiogenesis
Source: RefSeq, a predicted model, not a curated record
UAGUUUACUUUUGGCUUGUGUCACAUCAGAAGUCCUGUAAAAAUAUUUGGUGUUGAACCCGGCCGGACUCCAGCUUGUGGGGGACUGUGGGUUGAGAGGGACGAAAGAGUUAACCAGGGGGAGGGCGCCUGCAUAGGGGCGUAUAGUAUAAAACCACCUCAAGAGCGCACAACAAGAACAGCGUGUGUCUUAGUAAGCCGUAGUUUGAUGGUCUGACUUGUUUCCUCCAGCAGGACUCGUUACAGACGCACGCAAGCCCGCGUCUUCACUUUGGUGGGCUCACGAUCCGCACCAUGAUGGAUGAAUACUGUUUUUGAAGCAGAGACAACUCCGCCGUGAAAGUCUUAACUGGGAAGAUAGAUACUUUUAACUACCUGUACUUUCCCCCAAAGGUAGCCUCGUCGAAUAACGCGUUGGAUAGCGCAGAAUGUGGACAAAACAACAAGUGCGUAAAGCGGCUGAAGUGGAAACGAGGAAAGCUGAAGCGUGAGGCUGACAAUGUGGUGGGGACAACACGCAAGUUUCCCGAGCUUGGAGAUCUGACGAGGGCGCAACAGGAGCGGAAAGUGUUAAUGCUGCGCGCUGGAUCAGCCCUGCAGUGUUCAGCACACUGUAUUAACUGGCAGAUCGGCGCAUCCUCUUUGUCUUCAAACUAAAAAAUCAAACUACAUGAACAAUCACUACAAGAGGAUACAUCUUAAUUAAAUACCAUCCCACACUUUUUAAAGAAAACCAACCGGAUCCAAAUUAAUCCACAGCACUUUUCCAGAAUUAUUUGACUGCCCACCCUCCGAUCCUUUUCCCUUCAUUUUAUUUGCAAUUCUGAUUCCCGAAGUGGCUCCGAAGUGGUGUUGCGGCUCCUCGUCCCCGGCGGAUCCGGAGAUUGGAGUCUCUGCACCGGGAGGAGGCGGAGUCGGAGCUCCGGCCACAACGCAGGCUCCCAAGAGCGGCCGCGUUAAAAGGAUGGUGCGACUGGCGGCGGAACUGCUGCUGCUCCUGGGACUUCUUCUCCUUACCUUGCACAUCACGGUACUGCGAAGCAGUCCGCUGCCCCAGGGAAAUGUAACUCUGAGCCUGGAUCAGGACACAGCGCUAAGAGAGAACAAUAUAAAUGCAAAAAGCAGCUCCUCUGUCCAGCUGGCUCCUGAAGACCGGAGGUCUGGUCCGGAACACCGGCUGGCCCCCCGGCCUGCCACCCUCCCCUGGGCCCAAGGCAGCAACGUACACAGGGACGGCACUGGAGCUUUCUUCCUAGAUCUACACAAUUUCCCUGAUCUCUCCAAAGCCGAUAUCAAUGGACAGAAUCCCAACAUACAGGUGACCAUUGAAGUGGUGGACGGACUGGAGAGCCAUGAGCCUGAAAAAGGCCUCCACAAGGAAAGCAAACCCAACUGGGCUUCUCCUAACUGGAGAAACUGGUGGCCUCACUCUUCUUCAGCCUCCUCCUCUUCUACCACUCAUCAAUCAGAGGAGCAUGAUCGCUCCUACGGGAGCAACAGCGAAGACAGCAACUUCCUCAGGCCGCCAGCAGAGUGGGACAGGAGAGGAGGCACCGGGGGAGGAAGCAAAGCCCAAACUGAAUAUGACUAUAUCGACGGAGAGGGGGACUGGAGUAACUGGACAGCAUGUAGUGUCACCUGUGGAAAUGGAAACCAGAAGAGAACGAGGUCAUGUGGUUACGCCUGCACAGCCACAGAGUCCAGAACGUGUGAUAUGCCCAGCUGCCCAGGUAUUGAAGAUGCCUUCAAGACAGCAGCUACUGAAGUGAGCCUGUUAGCUGGAACGGAUGAAUUCAACGCCACAGAGCUCUUUGGUGUUGACACAGACAGCUGCGAGCGGUGGAUGAACUGCAAGAGUGACUUCUUGAAGAAGUACAUGACCAAGGUGGCAAACGACCUUCCCAGCUGCCCUUGCUCUUACCCAACUGAGGUGGCUUACAGCACAGCAGACGUAUAUGAUGCUCUCACACGCAGAGAUUUCCGAUGGAAAGAUGCCAGCGGACCAAAAGAGAAGCUGGAGAUCUACAAGCCCACGGCCCGUUACUGCAUCCGCUCAAUGCUGACGCUGGAAUCCACCACUCUGGCAGCACAACACUGCUGCUACGAUGACAACAUGAAGCUCAUCACUCGUGGCAAAGGGGCCGGCACGCCCAACCUCAUCAGCACAGAGUUCUCAGCUGACCUGCACUACAAGGUGGACAUCCUGCCCUGGAUCAUCUGCAAAGGAGACUGGAGCCGCUACAACCAGGCCAGGCCGCCAAACAAUGGGCAGAAGUGCCCUGACAACCCUCAGGAGGAGGACUAUUACAAACAGUUUGAAGAAGCGAGGGAAUUCUAGCCUGCUGUAGAUUGAAAGGGGAAAAAAAAGACACUGCUUAAAUAUUCAGCUAAACCUCAAAAAUGGUGCUGAAACCACUUUUUAAUUCUGUCAAAUAACACAUGAACUUUUAGGCUCUGAGGAACAAGACUUACUGCUCUUUUGAAACAAGAGGAAUAAAAAUCCCACAGAGUCAGAAUACACAAGGAACUUUUCUUGACUUCACCAAAACCAGGCAGAAAACAUGUCUUUGUUUUUGUUUCUAAAUAAUGCCUCUGAAAAAUUGAAUGAAAUUUUUGCUGGCAAAUGUGUCACCAAUUGUAACUCAGCUUUGGUCACUAAAGGGAGAACAGAGUUUAUAUUCUUAAAAGGGAAAAUUAUUAUUGUAGGAAUCUUCAUUUAGAUUGUGUCCAUGUUCGUCUCCAUAGAUUGUUUAUGUUUGGUGAAUCUGAGAGUCCUGUGGUAAUAGAAUAAUGAGAUCCUUCAGGAAUGUGUUGGGUGGUGGGGAUGGCGGGUGGCAGAGAACAGGGUCAUCCGAUUUUCUGCCAUUUUGUCAUUCACAAUAUCCAGGUUCUCAUGUAUGCUUGUGAGUUUAUUUAGCAUGCACACUUUUCUCUUAUUUUCACCAUUAAUUACGACCCUUGUGUCCCUUGUGUCUCUGAGGCAGAUCUUCAUUGUAAAAAGCCUGCAUUAUUUUUGUAAAGUAUUUAUUAAGUCGUAGCUGCGUCUGAGUUGGGUGUCAUUGACUGUGGUUUCUGAGCCACAUAUGGCUGAAUGCUAACUUGAGAUCCCUCUCGAGCUCAAACUUGAAUGUGCUUAUCUCAAGUUAGGAUUAAACCAUAACAGAGAGUAAGGAGUGUGUGAAUUCAACUGUAUGGAAAGAUUUUUGAGAUAUAAAACUAUGAAUAAAUUUUUAAAAAGCCAAA